Messenger RNA from Platichthys flesus (European flounder), 998 nucleotides. RefSeq names its product small nuclear ribonucleoprotein polypeptide C (gene snrpc). Gene Ontology annotation, molecular function: zinc ion binding; pre-mRNA 5'-splice site binding. NCBI's taxonomy places the organism in Eukaryota, Metazoa, Chordata, Actinopteri, Pleuronectiformes, Pleuronectidae. Gene Ontology annotation, biological process: spliceosomal snRNP assembly; mRNA 5'-splice site recognition; mRNA splicing, via spliceosome. Gene Ontology annotation, cellular component: nucleus; U1 snRNP. The record is from RefSeq and is a predicted model, not a curated record. The coding region runs from base 121 to 570 and encodes 149 amino acids. The transcript is spliced from 6 exons.
CUGUAAUCAAGCUUACAAAGACGUCCAGGCGGAACUGAGUGUUUGUAGAGCUCAUAUUCGGCCGGAACAUUUAUCCGUAACACACCGGCGCCGCGCUCUCGACGGAGCGUAUUCUGAAACAUGCCGAAGUUUUAUUGUGAUUACUGUGACACCUACCUCACACAUGAUUCGCCAUCGGUGAGGAAAACCCACUGCAGCGGCCGAAAACACAAAGAAAAUGUAAAAGACUAUUACCAGAAGUGGAUGGAGGAGCAGGCUCAGAGUCUGAUCGAUAAAACAACGGCUGCGUUUCAACAAGGAAAGAUUCCUCCCACGCCGUUUCCUGGUGGUCCUCCUCCUCCAGGUGGCCCUCCACGCCCAGGCAUGCUGCCCACGCCCCCUAUGGGAGGUCCUCCUAUGAUGCCCAUGAUGGGGCCUCCACCACACGGGAUGAUGCCUGGAGGACCAGGAGGCAUGAGGCCGCCGAUGGGAGGACCCAUGCAGAUGAUGCCAGGACCACCUCACAUGAUGCGUCACCCCCGACCGAUGAUGAUGCCAGUCAGGCCGGGCAUGAUGCGCCCAGACAGAUAAGAGCGAGUGGAUCUCCUCCGUUCUUUGUUUCCACGAACAGACGCGCGGCCUAGCGAGGACACCUGGUUUAACGUUUUGGGUUUUUGUCGAGACGACUUUUUAAUUUUCAAAUGUCCAUUUUCUCCAGCCUUCGAAGCUGAAGUCCCUGAAGUAAUUAUUCGUUUUUUGUAUAAUUACUUUAUUUUUCUGCUUGAAUCGUGGUAUUUAUUAAUAUUCACCUCAUUAGAAAUAAUUCCACACCCCCUUUUUAAAACUGUACUUUAAUAAACAUCGUCCUCCGUGUUAGUAUCAAGACCAAACGACCUCCUGUCACUCUGCUACGCUGCGUUUUUGAUACAAUUUUUUUAUUUGUCUUUUUGAUUUGUUUUAGGUUUUUACAUGUUUGUGUUGUAUUUCAUUGCAUCGAGAAAUAAAACAGUGAUUUCAAA